GCUUUUCUUCAUUACAUUUCACUGAGGCAUGUAAUUAAACGACUACUUCAAUAUAAAAAUAUAAAGAAGAUUAAUAACUUGAGUAGAUGUUUUCUGGAAUGUUUGCUAUUAAUCUUGGUUUAUUAGUUUUCAUAACUUCAACCGCGUCUGUGGAGUUCUCGUCUAGUUGCCGGCAAUACCGCAGCAACCACCUAAGACAAGAUGGCGGCUUGUGUUUUGAGAUACCACCAUGGCAGCACCGGCCGGUUGAGUUAGAUCAACAUCUGGAGAAGCUCCGGGAGCGGUGGGGCAACUCCACCAGAAGGUCGAUGAUGAGGAGUUCGCAAGUGGCUUUGGGAAACAGUGAAAUAACAAGAUACAUAGAUACGGUCUUGGCACCAUUCUUGGACACUUAUCACAGGAACAUUCAGAACGCAUAUCAACAAAUGACAGGGAAGAUCCUGCGCAAGAUAAAGGAAGAGAUCAACACAGCUAUACAGAAGAAGCAGCAGAUUUACGCGGAACUGACUGAUUUGGCUAAUGAGCUAAAGGUUCCAGCUAUGUGCGACGAAGAACGUAGGGCAGCAAGAACCCUUGCAAGUAAGCACGUUGCACAGGUCUACGGGUGCUCUGAAGAAGCGAGAGCAUCUAUUGCGAAGAUGGGCACCUACGCUGAAGAGAUGAUAGGCAUCACCAGGAACCACAUGCAAGCGACCAUGUACGACGCCACCAGAGCCUUCGGUGCGCAUGCGCAGAGAAAGAUGCAGAAAUCCGACAUAGCCUCAAGCCUCAAAGAUUUAUCGAAAGCAGCUGUGGCGCUGGGAUAUGAAUUGGACUUAAGCCUGACAAACGCCAGGCGUCACAACGAGCAGUCGUGUGAGCAUCUCUCUUCCUGUUGCAGCAGGGCUCGGAGACAGACCGAGGAUGCUGUAUCAGAACUAAGAGAUCAGAUGUACCAGUGUGUCUACGCUUAAUAAAUUUUCUUCAAAUUA
Molecule: messenger RNA, 971 nt
Organism: Manduca sexta (tobacco hornworm)
Lineage: Eukaryota; Metazoa; Arthropoda; Insecta; Lepidoptera; Sphingidae
Exons: 5
Coding region: 87-953 (288 amino acids)
Source: RefSeq, a predicted model, not a curated record